Elaeis guineensis (African oil palm) is the source of this 2205-nucleotide messenger RNA. The record is from RefSeq and is a predicted model, not a curated record. NCBI's taxonomy places the organism in Eukaryota, Viridiplantae, Streptophyta, Magnoliopsida, Arecales, Arecaceae.
UUAGAGAUUGUUGCCACCCAACAACUAAGCCCAAAAAAUAAAAGAAAGAAAGAUAGAAGGAAAGAGAAACAUUAAAAACUCUCCUGUCAAAAUCCCGUUGUGCCUCGUCUUAUCGUAGUUGGUCGAUGAGUUGGUUUGUCUCCAAAACUUGUGAAUAAAAAAAAGAAGGAAAGAUUCAACGGGUUGUUGGUGACCGAGGUUUUGUAUCUAAGAUUGUUGCUCGGAACGUCCUGUUAAUCGAAUUAAGAGUCGGACAAACCAGAUGACUAGUUCUGGCUUUUCGAGGGUGUAUGCUGCUGAUCUUUGACAUGGGAAAGGAGGGUUCGGUUCGAAAUCUAUACCACCCAAGCCAUGUGGAUGGUUCCACCAAUGCUAAGGCUUCUUGGACGAAGAAGAAUUAUCAGGGUAGAUAUGUUUCUCCGGCAAAUGCUUUACUUGUUCACGGUAUGAAGAAUGAGCCUGCCUCUUUUGGGACGUCCAAGGCCACGCCGUGCAUGAAGAGGCAAAUGGUUAUAUGCAAGCAUUUGAGAAUGGUUGCUUUUGUCGUUGGGUUGAUGUGCUCUUUCUUUAUCCUUGAUUCCCUGAUGCUCACUGUUAUUCAUCACAUUAGUUUUCGUAGUGGCCCAGGUCCGAGAAAAUCAAAGGUGCUACAGGAUGUCCGGAGUAGAUUUGAUGACAUGGAGAAGGCUGAAAAGAUAAUGUAUGGGCGUCUUAUAUCUUUGGCUUCCACUGCUCUUGCAAAGAAUGAGUUUCAACAUGGUUCAUUUGCACAAUGGAAGGAGCCAGAACAAGCAACCACAUGGAGACCUUGUGCUGAUAGACAUAAUCUGGUUCAUCAGGAGCAUGCCAAGAAACAAACAGGCUACAUAUUGGUGAGCGCAAAUGGUGGUUUGAACCAACAACGAGUUGCUGUGUGCAAUGCUGUUGCUGUUGCUGCUCUACUCAAUGCCACUCUGGUUCUUCCUAAAUUUCUUUACAGCAGUGUUUGGCAGGACACUAGCCAGUUUGGUGAUAUAUAUCAAGAAGAGUAUUUCAUAAAUUAUUUGAAGGAUGACGUAAAUAUUGUGAAAGAGAUGCCUUCUCAUCUGCAGUUACUUGACAUUGAAGCAAUUGGUAGCCAAAUCACCGAUAUGGAUAUUAUGAAAGAGGCUAAACCCAUGUAUUUUGUCAAAGUUGUACUUCCUCUCCUGCUAAAAAAUGGUGUUGUUCAUUUCCUUGGAUUUGGAAAUCGCCUUGCAUUUGACCCAUUACCUUCCAAUCUGCAGAAACUAAGAUGCAAAUGCAAUUUUCAAGCAUUAAAGUUUGUGCCUAGAAUUCAGGAAAUUGGUUCUUUAUUGGUCAGAAGAAUUCGCAAGUAUGAGUCAGGGUUGACUGAGUUGGACAAGCAUUUACUUGGAAGCUAUAUGCCCAACACCCCUACUAAAGGGCAUAAUGUUUCUGGAGGACCAGCCAGAUAUCUUGCUUUACAUAUGAGGUUUGAAAUGGAUAUGGUGGCAUACUCUUUGUGUGAUUUUGGCGGUGGUGAAAAGGAGAGACGAGAAUUGCAAGCAUAUAGGGAGAUCCACUUUCCUACGCUCCUCAUGCGAAUCAGAAACGACUCCAUUUCUCCAGAAGAAUUAAGGAAUUUGGGAAGAUGUCCACUGAUGCCAGAAGAAGCAGCACUCAUGCUUUCUGCCCUUGGUUUUAAACGUGAAACCUACAUCUAUCUUGCUGGAUCUCAAAUUUAUGGAGGUCAAUCCAGAAUGCUUCCAUUCACCAGGCUCUAUCCAAAUCUGAUUACGAAAGAAGAUCUUCUCUCUUCAAGUGAGCUUGGUCCUUUCAGAAAUUUUUCUUCUCAGUUAGCAGCACUGGAUUUCAUAGCCUGUGCAACUGCUGAUGUGUUUGCGAUGACCGACUCUGGAAGCCAGCUUUCAUCUUUGGUUACAGGGUUCCGCACUUACCAUGGCAGGGGAAAUGCUCCAACAUUGAGGCCCAAUAAGAAGCGGUUUGCCAAAAUUUUGUCGGAGAAUAGAACCAUACAAUGGCAUGAGUUUGAAGAGAGAGUGAGGAAGAUGAUCGAAGAAAAUCAGAGAGUAAUUGCCAGGCGUAGAGGUAGAAGUAUUUAUCGGCAACCAAGAACUCCAGGGUGCAUGUGUGAAGCCCCUAACAGGAUCACCUCAACAUUGUUGUGAAAUUUUGCAUAUAAAUAAAUUGUGUCCUUCACUA